UUUACAGCACAGAGAUCCAGCCAUGGCACCUACUAUCACUUCAGUUAUGAUCUACUCUAAGGAGAAAUUUACUCUGAUCAACAAGCUAAGAAAGCCAGUGGUGGAAAGGUUCCGCAGAGAUCGUAUCAACAACAGCAUUGAGCAGCUCAAGUCUCUCCUGGUUCCAGAGAUCCUCAACCAGCAGCCCGACUCCAAGCUGGACAAAGCCGACAUCCUGGAGAUGACAGUUUGCUUCCUGAGACAACAGCAUCAGAACCAGCCAGUGAGCUCCUCCUCCUGCUCAGCACCUGUCAAUCAGGGUUACUCCAGGUGUGUCCAAGAGAUUGUUCACUUCCUGUCUGAAGAUGAGCUGAAUACACAGUCCCAGAGAAGACUGCUGAGCCACUUCCAGAGCCUGCAGCCAUCCUCUGAUAAGAACAGGAGGGAGAUUGACCUGCCUCCGCUGAGCUCCCCAGCCCAGCACAGCAUCAGCAAAGAGAAGAGUCCUGUCAACAGCGCCCUCUGGAGGCCCUGGUAGAGUCCUACAGACUGGAGCUCCACUCAACACAAUGGAUAGACCAUGUUGGUCUAAGAUUAAUUUAAUGGACAGUAAUGAGUAUAAGAAAAAUGUCUUCUUCAUCCUCUGCUUAUGCAGGAGUUUUUAAAAGUCUUGCUGUGAUUGAGACACUUCAUUUCAGUUGAACUGAAGUUAAAAAGGUUUUCCAAGAAAACAAUUGGAUCUAUGAAAACUACAUUUUUGUAGUGUUAAUUGAAAUCAUCAUAACCUUUAUGUUUUGUGAAACGUGUUGAUUAUAUUGAUCAUGUGUUUAUAUUCAUGAUCAACAAUAACUUUAAUUGUCCUCCAUGAGAUCCUUUAAACCAAAAUGGGUGUUAUAUCAUCAAUCGGUUUGUGAUUGUCUAUGAUUGAUCUGUUUUUAAGGUCAAAAUAUCAGUCAUUUGUUUUACCACUACAUUUGUGUAGUGAUAUAGUCAUAUUAACAUUGUAUUGAGCAUCUUCUGUGAAGCAUGUAUCAGUUAUAUAUUUGAUAUGGAUCAACUUGAGCUACAGCAUCAAUGUUCCUCCAGGAGGAUUAUUUACCCAAACUGGGUAUUAUACCUGUUAUCAUCACUCUGUGAUUAGCAAUAUUUGAUCUGUUUUAAGAUUAUACCUAAUUUGUGAAAUUGUCACUUACAUUAUUUGAAUAAUGUGUUUAUUGCAAAUGGGAGAACAAAUGUCUAAUUGAAAAACCCUCGUUUAUUUUAAACAAUUAUGUUUUCUUUUAUAAAGACAGUAACUUUGUAUCCUAUUCUCUGAUAGAGUAUCAUGUCUUGGACAUUUGUUCAAGUUCUUGUUGUGAUGUUUAAUCACUAUUCCUCUUGAAAUAUUUACUUUACGUUAAGGUAUUGAUGGUGUGACUCAUUGAGUCAGUCAAAAUAAAUACACAAAUCAUCAAAUGAAAUAUUAUUGUCUGUUACUUCACUCUUUUCUCCAC
Coregonus clupeaformis (lake whitefish) is the source of this 1472-nucleotide messenger RNA. Its product is annotated as transcription factor HES-5-like. Gene Ontology annotation, molecular function: DNA-binding transcription factor activity, RNA polymerase II-specific; protein dimerization activity; RNA polymerase II cis-regulatory region sequence-specific DNA binding. Lineage: Eukaryota; Metazoa; Chordata; Actinopteri; Salmoniformes; Salmonidae. Gene Ontology annotation, cellular component: nucleus. The coding region runs from base 23 to 517 and encodes 164 amino acids. The record is from RefSeq and is a predicted model, not a curated record. The transcript is spliced from 2 exons. Gene Ontology annotation, biological process: regulation of transcription by RNA polymerase II; anterior/posterior pattern specification; regulation of neurogenesis.